AUGAAAACAUUUUUUACAGAAGUAGACAGUAAGAGUGAUUAAUCACAUUUGCGAGAAAUAAAUCACUUACUCAUGAGGCUAAAUUUAGAAUCUCCACGUACAUAGCUUGCCAUGAAAGAACUUAAUCUAACUAAAUAUGAUUGCUAACUUAAGUAAAAUAGUGCCCAAUUUAUCUUACAAGAACUUUGUCCAAUUUUUUACACUAUCAUCAUGAAUCGCGAACCAUGUACUUAAACCAUUUAUAAUAACUCAAAGGUAUUGAAAUUAUUAUAUAAUUAAAUUUAGAUAAUCUCUCGAAUAUAGUGCAUCGUAGAAGAGAAAUCAUAGGUCCAUCAGUAAAGAUUGUAUUAAGAACACCAAAAUAAUCUAAAUAAUAUAACUUUGUUAAAAAAAUUUUUGAUCAUGAUCUCAAAUAGCUAUAUUAAUCGGAACUAUAAAUAAAAGAAGCAUAAUAAAGGAAUACUGAUAAAAUUUAUAAGCAAGUUGAAGAGAAAUUGAAAUCUAUAUCUCAUAAAGCAAAGUAACAUAAUAGCAAAGUAGAACGAAAGUUAUCUUUAUUAAGAGAAAGAAGAAAACAUGAACUUGAUGAUAGAUUGAGUAAAAGUCUUGAUUUCGAUUCUAGAUUUGAACCUAUCUAGAAGACAUUAUAAGAAUCUAAAAUGAAAUUUCAAAUAAUGAUGUAAUCCAAAACUCAAUAAACUUUGGAUUAUCAUAGACAAAAAAAGAAAAAUAUUAUUGAAUAAGAUGAAUUAAGAAGAACUAAAUUACAAUAUUCCAUGGAAACUUCACAAAGAAGCACUUUUAUAAGAUAAGGAAUAGCUAGUCAAGAUAGAAUACAUUAAGCUUAAAUAAUUGAAUUAGAGUAAUAGAAUAAAGUCAUUUAGAAGAUAGGUAAUCAAGUUGAAAAAGCUACAUAAAUGACUAAUAAGAACUAGCAAGAAAUAUAAAAAGCACUUUAAAAAUUUAAAGAUGAAUAAGAUAGAAAAUUUAAUAAAGUACAUAAAAAUCUAAAUUCAAAAACUUAGAUGUAAUCUUAAAGAGAAAGCUUGAUUAAUUAAGAAUUAUAAGAAAAAAUAAUGUUCACUAGUGCAAAAGCUAAAUAAAGAUUGGAUGAUAUUCAAAAUAAAAUGAAAUAGGUUACUAUUUAAAAAUAAUAGAAAUAAUAAGAAUUGUUGAAUAAAUAUAUUAUCAAAAUGGAGAGAAGAAAUGAUAGAAUAAUGGAAAAACAUGUAAAACUUAGAGAAAAUCUUAAAAAAGGGCACAAAUCUAAUAAUAUAACUUAAUAAUAACAUCAGUUAGUGAUUGAGAAAGAUGAAUUGAAUUCUGAUAUUACAAAAGUCUAAAGAUUGGUAGUCAGUAAAUCAACUAAGAAUAUAUAAGAAUUACUCAAUAAUUUAAAAUUCAAUUGA
Molecule: messenger RNA, 1409 nt
Organism: Paramecium sonneborni
Lineage: Eukaryota; Ciliophora; Oligohymenophorea; Peniculida; Parameciidae
Source: the annotation of a GenBank genome assembly